UUGAAUCUUACUUCCUUUUAGUUACAUUGCAGGCUGUUGAGGUUACGUACAAUUUUACACAGCCAUCAAAUACCGCAAUGUAGUAAAACUCGUAUGCGAGUUCUCGUACCGUCUAAAUGGGUCCUUAUUAUCUAACACGCAUUGGGCAUCCGUCCCCUUCAUAAUGCUAAUGAGAAGAUAAUGACUACAGUAACCGAUUCCAUGUUAGUUUGGUGUUGUGUUUAGACGCAGGAUGACGUACGAGUGGAAGGAUAAAGUUGUUUUGAUCACGGGGGCCGCUAACGGCAUUGGAGCGGCAAUGGUGCGACAUGUAUUGGAAGAAGGCGCUAAACACAUUGCCAUUCUGGACGUAGACGAGACAUCAGGCGUGGAUCUCGAAAACGAACUUAACUCAAAGCAUGAUUCUGGCAAAACGAGAUUUCACCACUGUGACGUCACAAACGAUGAUCAGCUGUUCGCAGCCUUUGACUCACUGGUGAAGGAACAAGGGAACAUCGAUGUGGUCAUCAACAACGCGGCACUUAUGAAUGAUUCUCCUAAUGUUUACAAGAAGGAAAUUGAAAUCAAUGUGACAGCUCUUAUAACAAGUACAUUGAAGGCCUUGGAGUUAAUGAGAGUAGAUGAGGGUGGCAAAGGAGGAACCGUCAUAAACAUCUCCUCAAUCGCUGCGCUGUCGCAAUCUCAUUGGGUGCCCAUAUAUUUUGGCACGAAGGCCGCUGUUCUACAGUUCAGUAACUGCAUUGGAAAAGAGGAUUACUUCAUACAAACCGGCGUGCGAGUGGUGACGGUGUGCUUCGGAGCCACGGCCACCGAGCUGGUCAAAGAUACCAAGCUGGGGUCUCUCGACAAACACAUCACGUCAAAGAUCAUGGCUGAUGCGUUUGAAGCUAAAUUAUAUUAUCAGAAAGCAGAGUCGGCAGCAGCGGGCGUAGUGUCGGCGUACAAGCAAGCGGUCAGUGGCAGCACAUGGCUGGCCACACGCGACCUGCCUGUGAGAGACAUCACCGACAACGUCAACCGCGCCUACCAGAUCCUUGGCGAAUUCAACUAGCAUUUACUGAACUAUAAACAAGGUGCAGAGCAGACCUGUCGCUUGGGAUAUCACCGAUGACGUCGUCCGCGCCUAUCAGAUCCUUGGCGAUUUCAACUAGGAUUAGGUGCUAAAGUAUAAACAAGGCCCAGCCGGCCUAGCCGAAAUGACAAUCGUUGACGCUAGAUGCCGAUCGAAACGUAGUGUGGCUCUGUCCGGCCAAUACGGAAGAAUAGCGAUAUUAUUACGAUAAUAAGGGUUUUUGAAUUUGGCUAUACGUACCCGAAGCAGACCUGCCCGCCAUGGAUAACACCGAUAACAUCGUCCGUGCAUACCAGGUCCUUGGCGAAUUCAACUAGCUCUUUACGGCGAAUAUUUAGAAUAAAUAAUAAUUAUAACACUAAGA
Leguminivora glycinivorella is the source of this 1436-nucleotide messenger RNA. RefSeq names its product 15-hydroxyprostaglandin dehydrogenase [NAD(+)]-like. NCBI's taxonomy places the organism in Eukaryota, Metazoa, Arthropoda, Insecta, Lepidoptera, Tortricidae. The record is from RefSeq and is a predicted model, not a curated record. Gene Ontology annotation, molecular function: oxidoreductase activity, acting on the CH-OH group of donors, NAD or NADP as acceptor. The transcript is spliced from 5 exons. The coding region runs from base 233 to 1051 and encodes 272 amino acids. Gene Ontology annotation, cellular component: cytoplasm.